CCUAACUGCAGCUCAGUUUUCCCUUGACCAGCGGAAGUGAAAGCAUCAGAUGAAACAGCAGCCGGCUUUCUGAAAGGGUGGAGCACUGACAAGACCGUCCUGAAAGGACUGCACAUCUACAAAUUCCCAAAGGUCUAGAUGAGCAAAACCACCCUCUGAGCUACCAGAGACUGACCGGAAAGAGAACAGCAGAAAAGCAUCUUGUCUAAGCAAUGAUGGAGCCAGGAGUGAGGAGAGCUGUUCAGCAUAUAAGGCAAGUGCUGCUUUAUUUUAUUUUCCUGGAAGGGUCUUUGGCUCUUUCCGAGACCUGGAGCUAUUCUGUGGCAGAAGAAAUGGAGACUGGCUCCUCUAUAGCCAAUAUAAUUAAAGAUAUGGGUGUGGGAGACCUGGCUGCACGGGGAGCCAGAGUUAUAUUUGAUGAUUAUCAGCCUUAUUUGUGGUUAGAACCUGAGACCGGAAACUUGCUCUUGAAUAAAAAACUGGACAGGGAGGCACUCUGUGGUACCAGUGAACCCUGUAUAUUGCAUUUCCAGGUGUUAGUGGAAAAUCCUUUGCAAUUUUUUCAGGCUGAGCUCUUGGUUGAAGACAUAAAUGACCAUACUCCCAUGUUCCUAGAGAAACUCAUAUUUCUAAAUAUUUCAGAAGGGGCUAGUCCAGGAAGCUCAUUCCAAAUGGCUAGUGCUCAGGACUUAGAUGUAGGAAUGAAUGGUGUCCAAAACUAUACAAUAAGCCCCAACCCCUAUUUCUACCUUACGUUAAAAGACAGUGGUAAGGGAAGAAAAUACCCAGAGUUGGUACUGGAUGGCUCUCUGGACAGAGAAAAGGAGCCUUCAAUUAGUUUAAUACUAACAGCCCUGGAUGGUGGGUCCCUGCCCAGGUCAGCGACGGCACUGAUUCAAGUUGUGGUUGUAGAUGUUAAUGACAAUGCCCCUGAGUUUGAAAGAAUGCUGUAUGAGGUUCAAGUACCAGAGAACAGCCCUGUGGACUCACUGGUAACCAAGGUGUCGGCUACAGAUUUGGACACAGGGGUAAAUGGAGAAAUAUCUUAUUCAUUUUCUCAUGUCUCUAAAGAUGUAUGGAAAACAUUCAAAAUUCAUCCAGUUUCUGGUGAAGUCCAUUUGAAAGCACCCCUAGAUUUUGAGGUAAUUCAGUCUUAUACAAUAAAUGUUCAAGCUGUUGACGGUGGGAGUCUCUCUGGAAAAUCAGUCAUUAUUGUUCAAGUUAUAGACGUGAAUGACAACCCGCCAGAAAUAGUCUUUACGUCUCUUAUGAGCCCCAUUCCCGAAAACUGCCUGUCAGAAAUGGUGGUCGCUGUUUUCAGUGUGAGAGACCAAGACUCGGAAGACAAUGGCCGAAUGUUGUGCUCAAUUCAAGACAAUCUUCCUUUUCUCUUGAAACCUACUUUCAAAAAUUUCUACACUCUAGUAACAGAAAAUACACUGGACAGAGAGAGCAGAGCUGAGUACAACGUCACCAUCACAGUCACUGACAUGGGCACACCCAGGCUCACAACCCAGCACACCAUAACAGUGCAGGUGUCUGAUGUCAACGACAACUCCCCCUCCUUCAAUCAAAGCUCCUACACCCUGUUUGUCCACGAGAACAACAGCCCCGCCCUGCACAUAGGCACCAUCAGCGCCACAGACUCAGACUCAGGCUCCAAUGCCCACAUCACCUACUCGCUGCUGCCCACCCAAGACCCGCAGCUGGACCUCUCCUCACUCAUCUCCAUCAAUGCCAACAGCGGACAGCUGUUCACACUCAGGGCGCUGGACUACGAGACCCUGCAGACCUUCGAGUUCUGCGUGGGGGCCACAGACCAAGGCUCGCCCGCACUCAGUAGCCAGGCACUGGUGCGCGUGCAGUAGGUGUUGGACACCAACGACAAUGCACCCUUUGUGCUCUACCCGCUGCAGAACGCCUCUGCGCCCUUCACAGAACUGCUGCCCAGGGCGGCAGAGUCUGGCUACCUGGUCACCAAGGUGGCGGCAGUGGACAGAGACUCUGGACAGAACGCCUGGCUGUCGUUCCAGCUGCUCAAGGCCACGGAGCCAGGGCUGUUCAGCGUGUGGGCUCACAAUGGCGAGGUGCGCACCUCCAGGCUGCUGAGUGAGCGCGAUGCGCCCAAGCACAGGCUGCUGCUGCUGGUCAAGGACAAUGGCGAUCCUCCAAGGUCUGCCAGUGUCACUCUGCUUGUGCUGCUGGUGGAUAGCUUCUCUCAGCCCUACCUGCCUCUGCCUGAGGUGGCGCUCGACUCCACGCAGAACGAUGACGACUUGCUUACGCUCUACCUGGUUAUUGCCUUGGCGUCUGUGUCUUCGCUUUUCCUUUUGUCUGUGCUGCUGUUCAUUGGAAUGAGGCUGUGCAGGAGGGCCCGGGCGGCUUCUCUGGGUGGUUGCUCUGUGCCUGAGAGACACUUUCCUAGACACCUGGUGGACGUGAGCGGAGCGGGUACCUUGUCCCAGAGCUACCAGUAUGAGGUGUGUCUGACUGGAGUGUCAGAUACCAAAGAUUUUCAAUUCCUAAAAUCUGUGUCUCCCAACCAUGAGGUUGUGAAUUUCAUGGAAGAGAACUCUACUUCUGUGAAUGGUUUUGGAUACAAUUAAGAAUCCAUUGCAGAUGGUUUCGGAUGAGCGUUCACUCUUUCUAAACAUUCUUGUUUCCCACUGUUUUAUCUUCAUAAGGAAUUUCUAGCUCCUUGCAUACUGUUACAGGUUAGUCUGUUUUACAAAAUCACUUUUGGUAAAGACAGAGAACUUUGUUCAUUCCUGAGUCAGUGUUUCUUCAACUUGUCAGAUUGUCAACAUGAAUCAUUAUUGAUUUGAAAAUGCUCACUUUCAUUUUAUUGACUGUUGUCCAGAAACAUUCUCGAACUUUUGAAAUGCGAUAAAGAUGUCAUGAAUUAUCAGUGUAUUUUCUGCCCAACAUUAUGCUUUCCUAUCUCAAAUAGAGUAUCUGAACAUGCAUGAUUUUGUUGUACAACAGUAUUAAUUGGGAAAGACAAAAUCUCUGAAGUAUCAAGGCUUUUAUUGUCUUCAUAUGAACAUCCAAUAUGUAAUACAUAUAAAUAUUGUUAAAAUGUUUUUAGAUAUCUCAAGACUUGUUAAGUGCCAGAUCCCUCCCGUGACAUCUGGCUAGCCCACCUCACGUUUUCUGAAAAUAUCUCUCUUCAGCAUAGGUAUAGGGCCAAAGCUGGAUUUGUUUUGUACAACUGAGGUUCCUCUAUGUUUCAGACAGUUGGACAGAGUGAUGGGCAUUGCUAACCUAAACUGAGCCAGUCUGGUCCUGUUUACUUUUAUAAUCACUUUAGAAACCAAAUGCGUGCUAGUCUUUCUGUUAGGAAUGAAGCAAGAAAGUGAUGUCAUCUUUUGGGGACAUACCAGAAGCCACACCUCUGAGAGAGGAAAAAAAGGAAACAGACAAGUGGUCCUGUGAAAGACAUUCUUGUCAGUAAUCCCCAAUGGGGCUGGGGACAGAAAACUAAGAUGUGCUCUUUUAAUGGACUUUUCUAAUCCAACUGAGAAAUUCUUGUCUAUUAAAUUUGUAUUUUCUUUGAAUUGUGCAUGCUACUAUAACACAUCCAAAAGCUUGGUAAACUAUUACAGAAACAUGAAAAGGGAAUGUGAAGUCUUUGUCAAAAUGGGUAAUUUUGAAGUCAGAAGUGGUGGUAAUCUCAGGAAACUGAGGCAAGUUCUUGAGAUCAGAGCCAGUAAAGACUCUCUUUAGUUAGGGAAAACCACGAUGUUUUUCCUUUAAGAGAAAGAUGGUUUAGACACGCUGUGUUAUUCAAGUGACUACUGAAAGGAUAUAGAGUAGGAAGAUGUUGUCUUGUUCAUUCAGCUUUUUAUAAAAUGAGUUAGGUUCUCAACAAAGUAAGAAGCAUCUACAAUGGGAGAAAAAUCCACACAAUUGUGUGCUUUAUUCCAUGAUGAUUUAAACAUCUUCUCUGUAACAAGAAUUAUUUUAGAUGUUGGGAUGCAGCAGUGAAGCAAACAAUGCUG
Myodes glareolus (Bank vole) is the source of this 4001-nucleotide messenger RNA. Lineage: Eukaryota; Metazoa; Chordata; Mammalia; Rodentia; Cricetidae. The record is from RefSeq and is a predicted model, not a curated record.